CUCAGACGCCCCCGCCCCCCCAGCGCGCAAGCCGCGGGGGCGCGGUGAUGCGUGGGCGGUGAUGCCCUCGGACGGCGGGUCGGACGCCGGCUCGGACUUCGUGGAGGGGCGCCUUCUCGACGGCUUCCUGGUCCUGGCGCAGGCGGGGUCGUCCUCUCCCGACGACGUGGUGACCGUUAACCUCUCGUCGCUGGGCGUCGUGGACGUGGCAGGCGACGACCUCUCCUUCUUCAAGAACCUCGACCGCAUCGACGCCAGCGACAACCAGCUCAGUUUCGAGCGGGUGCUGGAGGAGUUCGGCCGCGUCCCGCGCCUCGGCUCGCUGAGCCUCGCCUGCAACACCAUCAGCCAGCUCAGCCUGCAGCAGGGCACGCUUAGGCAGUUGCACACCCUGGACCUUUCCUUCAACGAGUUGCACGGGGACGUCCUGGCACAGCUGGCGGGCCUGCCAGGCCUGACGUUCCUGAACCUGUGCUCCAACUGCGUGUCCUCCGUGCCGCCAGAGGAGGAUCUCACCGGGGAGGACUGCAGCGGCUUCCGGUGCCUGGAGGAGCUGAUCCUCGACGACAACGACCUGGCCCCCUCCCCUCCUGGCCUCCUCGUCCUCCUCUUCCUCCCCGCCCCCGCCCCGUAUCCUCAGCUUGCUCCUGCUUCUCCUGCGUAG
This is a messenger RNA of Prorocentrum cordatum, 664 nucleotides long. The record is from the annotation of a GenBank genome assembly. NCBI's taxonomy places the organism in Eukaryota, Dinophyceae, Prorocentrales, Prorocentraceae.